Aethina tumida (small hive beetle) is the source of this 1183-nucleotide messenger RNA. RefSeq names its product synaptic vesicle membrane protein VAT-1 homolog. The coding region runs from base 45 to 1082 and encodes 345 amino acids. The record is from RefSeq and is a predicted model, not a curated record. The transcript has 5 exons. Lineage: Eukaryota; Metazoa; Arthropoda; Insecta; Coleoptera; Nitidulidae. Gene Ontology annotation, molecular function: oxidoreductase activity.
UACCACAGUUAAGGAACAUUUUGUUGUAUCUGAAAAUCCAAAAAAUGAAUACAAACACAUCGAAGUCGGUAAUAGUGAACAAAUUCGGUGGUUAUGAUGUUUUACAGGUCGGAGACUUCGAGUUACCGCCGUUGGACGGCAAGAUUGAAGUAAAAGUUGAAUAUGGGGGUUUAAAUUUUGCCGAUUUAUAUACCAGACAAGGCCUGAUGUUGGAUAGGAAGUUACCAUUUGUGCUUGGAAUGGAAUGUUCCGGCAUCGUAACUGCUAUCGGCGUUGAUAAAUCAGAAUUUCAGGUGGGUCAAAAAGUUUUAUGUUACGACUACAAAGGCGGAAUGUACCGUGAAACUGUAAGAGUCGAUCCGAAACAUUGUUUUCCUGUACCUGACCACGUGAAUUCCGAAACCGCAGCUUCGAUUUUCGUUAAUUAUCUCACUGCGUAUUUCGCAGUUUACGAAUUAGGCAACCUUAGGAAGAAUCAACGGGUUUUAAUAAUGUCAUGCGCAGGCGGAGUGGGCGUGGCCGCGACUCAACUAGCCAAAUUAUUGGAAGGGGUUGAGAUCUAUGGCACUGGUUCAGAUUUCAAAGAUGCAAACGCCAAAGCUAAUGGAGUUGAUGUAUUUAUUACACACGAGAAUUUUAAGGAAGAAAUAAAGAAGCAUCAGUUUGAUUUAAUUUUGGCCACAAAUUCCGGUCCAAUUUUGGAGUUUUAUCAAACUUUACUGAAACCCUUAGGCAGGCUUGUGAUUUUGGGAGCUAAUAAUAUAAUACAAAACGAAAAUAAAUUGUCAAUGAUGACGUUGUUGAAAUUAUGGUGGACCACUAAAAAUAUUUCUCCCGAAUCAUUAGUUAUGUACAACAGAGUUGUAGCUGGACUUCAUUUAGGCACGCUGAUGGAAAAUAAUUUAGGAAAGAUUAGAGAGACUUUGAAUCAUAUAUUUGAAUUGCUGAAGAAGGGAAAAAUCAAACCUGUUGUGGAUUCAAUCUGGAGAUUUAAUGAAAUUGUCCAGGCUACAAAAGUAUUGGCAGAAAGAAAAAAUAUUGGAAAAGUAUUACUCAAAUUUGGAGAUGAAAAUCAAAAAUAAGUUUGCGUCAUUUAAGCCUAAUAUUCUUGACUUGAAAAUUCCAUUAAAAUUUAUUUUAAAACAUAACUUACUGUAAAAAUAUCCUGGUACAAAUAUACAAA